AUGGCCACCACCGGCAGCGCCACCGGCGGAAUAAUCGGUAAUACCUCUAAUUUCCUCAAUACUCCUUCCAAAAGCCCUUCUUCCGAAAAUUCCGCUUCCAGAAAAAGGCCCCGCCACCACCAAUCAAUGGACACGCCCAGCAAAUCCGCUUAUGAACUGAAAAGAAGAUACGAGGCCUACAAUCGCCUCCAGGCCGCUGCAGUGGCGUUCGGAGAGAAGCUCCCGAUUCCGGAGAUCGUGGCUCUCGGCGGCCAGUCCGACGGUAAGAGCUCGUUGCUUGAAGCCCUCCUAGGGUUCCGAUUCAAUGUGCGGGAAGUUGAAAUGGGGACUCGACGGCCGCUCGUGCUGCAGAUGAUUCAUGAUUCAAAUGCUCUCGAGCCUCGAUGCCGAUUUCAGGAAGAGUAUUCUGAAGAAUAUGGGACUGCUAUGAUAUCAUCCACUGCCAUUGCUGAUACCAUAAAAGCUCGUACUGAAGCACUUUUGAAGAAGACGAAAGCUGCAGUCUCGCCUAAGCCUAUCGUGAUAAGGGUGGAAUAUGCUCACUGUCCUAAUCUCACCAUUAUCGAUACUCCUGGCUUUGUUCUCAAGGCAAAGAAAGGCGAACCCGAGAGUACUCCAGAUGAGAUUUUGUCGAUGGUGAAGAACAUAGCUAGUCCACCUCAUCGCAUUCUUCUAUUUCUUCAGCAGAGUAGUGUUGAGUGGUGUUCCUCAUUGUGGUUGGACACCAUUCGUGAAAUUGAUCCCGCCUUCAGACGUACAAUCAUUGUUGUCUCCAAAUUUGACAACCGUCUUAAGGAGUUUAGUGAUCGGUGGGAAGUGGAUCGGUAUUUGAGUGCAAGUGGAUACCUUGGAGAAAACACUCGACCGUUCUUUGUUGCCCUGCCAAAGGACAGAAGCAUAGUUUCUAAUGAUGAGUUCCGUAGACAAAUAGCUCAGGAUUCUCUUCUUGAUGGGGCGGCUGAUCCAGCUCCUGAACAGUGGGGCAAAACAACUGAAGAGGAAAAAUUGGAGAGUGGCAUUGGAGGUUGGCCUGGUGUUAAUAUGGACACAAAGCCUCCGAACGCCACUCUUCGUCUUUAUGGCGGUGCUGCAUUUGAGAGGGUGGUGCAUGAGUUUCGUUGUGCCACGUAUUCUGUGGAAUGCCCGGUUGUCUCGAGGGAGAAGGUGGCGAAUAUUUUACUUGCCCAUGCUGGCCGAGGUGGGAGCAGAGGAGUUAUGGAGGCAGCUGCAGAGAUAGCACGUGCGGCAGCUAGGUCAUGGCUCACCCCUCUUCUCGACACCGCAUGCGAACGCCUCGCUUUUGUUCUGUGCAAUCUUUUCGAUAUUGCUGUCGAGAGAAAUCGAAGUUCUCAACCCUCACGCGGUCAACAAUCGGGAGACAUGGAGGGUUAUGUGGGGUUCCAUGCUGCCUUAAGGCACUCUUACCACAAAUUCGUAAAAAAUCUCGCUAGAGACUGCAAACAGGUUGUGAGGCACCAUCUCGAUUCAGUCACCAGCCCAUACUCCCUCGUCUGCUAUGAAGCCGACACCACCACGCCUUUGACUUUGACCAACCGAGCACACCAGAUCAUCCAGCCCUGGUCGUUCAGCCUCGACCUGUCGGGCGUGGGACCCACAAACGAGACCACUGUUGAACAGGAUAACAUUCCCCCCGAGAGAAACGAGAUCGUCACGCCUGGGAAAGCUGCUGCAGAGCAUAGGGAAGCUCUGAGAGAGUGCCAAAUGACGGUGCCCGAGACUCCUUCGCCAGAUCAGCCGUGUGAAGCGAGUUGUGUUGUGAAAAAGGAGCUCGGAGGGGGUCAUUGUGUGGUGGAGUUGGGGCUGAGAAAGCGACAAUCGAGGAUCGGGCCCAAUAAACGGGCCCAAAAUGGCGGUGGGCUUCUGCUUGGGGGUGGGUCUGGGUCACCGCCUUACGAGGAGAUUUGCUCGUCUGCUGCGCGGCAUUUCGCGCGGAUUCGUGAGGUGCUGGUCGAGAGGGGUGUGGCUUCGACUCUGAAUUCCGGGUUCUUGACACCUUGUCGAGAGCGUCUGAUGGUUGAACUGGGGCUGGAUUUGUUUGCUGUGACUGACGAGAAGUUUAUGGAAAUGUUUGUUGCGCCUGGAACAAUCGACCUUCUUGAAAACGAGAGGCAGUCGCUACAAAAGCGCCAGAAAAUACUGAAUUCGUGCUUGAGUGAGUUCAAGAAUGUGGCCAGGGCACUUUGAUUGAAAUAUUUCCUUUUUGUUUUAGCAUUUGAAUACCAAAAAAAAAUAAAAAUGGAAAAAAAAAAA
This is a messenger RNA of Striga asiatica, 2271 nucleotides long. Lineage: Eukaryota; Viridiplantae; Streptophyta; Magnoliopsida; Lamiales; Orobanchaceae. The record is from the annotation of a GenBank genome assembly.